AUGGCCCGUACAAAGCAAACUGCUCGCAAGUCCACUGGUGGUAAAGCUCCCAGAAAACAACUCGCUACUAAGGCUGCUCGCAAAUCAGCUCCCACUACCGGUGGUGUGAAGAAGCCUCACCGUUAUAAGCCUGGUACCGUCGCCCUCCGUGAAAUCCGUAGAUAUCAGAAAUCGACCGAAUUGUUGAUUCGCAAGCUUCCUUUCCAACGUUUGGUUCGUGAAAUCGCUCAAGACUUCAAGACCGAUUUGCGUUUCCAAUCCUCUGCCAUUGGUGCCUUGCAAGAAGCUGCCGAAGCUUAUUUGGUCUCUUUGUUCGAAGACACCAACCUUGCUGCUAUCCACGCCAAGCGUGUCACCAUUCAACCCAAGGAUAUUCAACUCGCUCGUCGUCUUCGUGGUGAACGCUCGUAA
Molecule: messenger RNA, 411 nt
Organism: Lichtheimia ornata
Lineage: Eukaryota; Fungi; Mucoromycota; Mucoromycetes; Mucorales; Lichtheimiaceae
Product: histone
Exons: 5
Coding region: 1-411 (136 amino acids)
Cellular component (GO): nucleosome
Molecular function (GO): structural constituent of chromatin; DNA binding; protein heterodimerization activity
Source: RefSeq, a predicted model, not a curated record